This is a messenger RNA of Didymodactylos carnosus, 2679 nucleotides long. The record is from the annotation of a GenBank genome assembly. NCBI's taxonomy places the organism in Eukaryota, Metazoa, Rotifera, Eurotatoria, Philodinida, Philodinidae.
AUGACGAUUACCUUAUCUGUUAUUCUUAGUGUAUUCCUUUUAACACUCCAUUCUGCUCAUACAACUCAUUUUCAUGGUGGAAUAAUCACAUGGAAGCCGAUGGAUGACACAACUGUGAAUAGUAGUACGGUUAGUGUUAUGAUAACACAAAGUUAUGAGUGGACAUUGUCCGAAGUGCCAUGCACGAGCACGUCAAUAGCAGCUGGCACAUUAUUAUCUUGCACAAGCGCUGGUUGUGCAUUUGUUAGUGCAAACAGCGCACAAUUAGCAUGUACAACCAGUGGAGCAUCGUGUGGUGGUUAUACAUCCUUAUCCAUUAAUGGUUAUUGCACGGAUUUUAGCACAGCAUUAGACACAACGUCUGGACAAAUAUCUCAUAUUGAGAAUUUGACACCUAACUCACGAUUUUAUGUUCAAUUUGAUUCCGGUCAGGGUACAUACAUUACUCUGGGUGCCACUAGUGGGAUGGGUACAUACGGUCCAAAUUGGAUACUAUUGUGCCUGAUAGAUUUAAGUGUCAGACCAGAUGGUAUCAUCAAUACACCACCUGUUGCCACAGUUAUUUCUCCGAUUCAAGUGGCAGUGAAUACUAUAACGACUAUUACAAUACCAACACUCGAUGCUAAUAAUGACAACUUGAGAUGUCGGUGGGCAGUGAAAAAUUCGACAUACGAUGAGUGUAACGACGUUUGUCAAACGUUACCUAACAGUACAUUGGCCAGUGAUUGCACACUCGUAUUCAACAGUUAUGGUAAAACACCAAGCACUACUUACGCUGUUGCUUUGAUGGUUGAAGACUUUUGGAAUUCCACUACAACAAUUCCAUUUAGUAGUGUGCCAAUUCAGUUUCUCGUCACAAUUAUUUCCACUCCACCUUGUCCACUGACGCCGAUCAUCAUUAGUGAUCUAGCGCAAGGAGCAUGUACUGCUGUGCAAGUCGGCAUACCAUUUUCGUUUCAAGUAGUUGCACAGAAAGGAUGUAAUGGAACAACGAUUACUGAUAUAUUUACAAUGCCGCCAUUCAAUAUGACUAAAAGUAGCCUGGUACAAAAUUCAACCAAUAUUUGGAUGAUUACUGAAACAUGGACACCGUCUAAUUUACAAACUGGUUCACAAGUAUUUUGUGCUGUUGCGGUUGACAGUGCAAAUAUACAAUCGCCACAGUAUUGUGUUACAUUUACUGUUGUUCCAGCUAAUAGUACCUCUUUAUGUCCUGGUCAAACGACUACAACCGCCAUCACAAGUAUACAACCGACAACGGUGGUAACCACAAUUUUAAGUGGGGAAACAACAAUCAAUUUAUCAUUAAUACUGGGGUUAUCGAUGUUAGCUUUAUUAAGUCUUUUAGCUCUGUGCGCUUGUUGCUGUUAUUGUUGGUUAUGGAAAAUUUGUUGUCGAAAACGAAAACAAUCAGACAAAACAAACGAAGUUAAAGAAAAAUAUUUGCUAAGAGGUUCUGAUACCACCGAAAGUACAGAUAAUGUAUACGAUCCAUCUAUUUUGUCCACUUCGUCGAAUCCAAAAUGUCAGAUACAUAAGUCAAAACAAAACUAUACAAUCUACAAAGCCUUCGAUGUUGUUAAAGACAAUUUGAAUUCUACAAUACAAAGCAGGUUAAAAUCGUCUCGACGAAAUACACGUGUUAGUGUAUUGAGGGUUGAUAGAGUAAAUAAAUCUGUGGAUCAAAACAGCGAAACAGCUGUUUACGAUGAUGGCAUUUCUCAGACGGAUAUAUCCCACAGACCUACAUCAAAAAUGAGUAAAGCUAAUCGAAUUAGUGUGAUGAAAUUGCAACGAAUGCAAUCGUCAAAAUCGAACAAUGACGAGGGAAUGGAAACAGGUACAAUCACAUCUAAUAAUAGAGCUAGCAUUAACAAGGAAAUACAAUCAUCAACGAUAAAUAACUCGCUUACAGAUAAUCCAUCAACUGGUGAUAACAAUAGAACUUCAAAUGACACAACUAUUCCUAAAACGGUUAAUAACAUUAGUGUAGUGAAAUUACCAAGAGUAAAUUCGACUCCAACUGUCUACCCAAUUUUUGAUGUUCAGUCAAACAAUGAAGAUAGAAAACUGACACAUCGAACGGAUACCAUUACUUCAGAUGACGAAAUGCUUUCUAGAACAAAACGAGCUCAGAGGGUUAACCACAUUAGCGUGAUCAAACUUAAAUCUUCGGAAAUUAAUUCUAUAUCAUCCACCGUUGACAGUCCGAGUAAAACAAUUGUGUUAGGUGACGGUCAAAAACCGUCUGAACGUGCCAGACCUUCUAGACGUAAAGAGACGAACUCAUCCCGUACUCCUGCACAGGCUAAUGAAUCUCCUGCUUAUCGUUCUCAAAAAAGUGCUUCGAACAACGUUACCAUUGUUAAACUAUCUAGAGCAAAAUCUUCAACAAUAAGCGAAAAUACACCUUUUUACAAAACUGUAAGACAUCAACAAAGUGUGUUAAUUCAUCCAAAUAGUUGUCUAGUUGAACACAUACCCCGUUAUGUUAUCUAUUAUGAAUCAGUUUUAACAACGAAAGAAUAUAUGAGACAAGUGAUUGAAAUUGAAAAUCAAUGGCUAUUAGAAGUUGCACGACAUUUUCAUAAAACAAAAAAAUUAGAUGAAGAUAAUAGUGUUAAAAAAUUAUCAAAAAAAUUAGGGAAAACAAAAGAAGAAUUAGAACGAAACUAUUAG